Fundulus heteroclitus (mummichog) is the source of this 2854-nucleotide messenger RNA. Its product is annotated as S-adenosylhomocysteine hydrolase-like protein 1. The transcript is spliced from 17 exons. The coding region runs from base 59 to 1843 and encodes 594 amino acids. Gene Ontology annotation, biological process: L-methionine cycle. Gene Ontology annotation, cellular component: cytosol. NCBI's taxonomy places the organism in Eukaryota, Metazoa, Chordata, Actinopteri, Cyprinodontiformes, Fundulidae. The record is from RefSeq and is a predicted model, not a curated record.
GGGCAAGCAAACGGGAGCGGGGCUCUAAGUCACUUCUUCACAGCGGAGCGGAGGGGUAAUGGCAAAGGAAAAGAACCAGAUAGGGGGCUCCUGGGAGGACCUGGCUUUGCCUAACGAGUUUCCAGAACCGUGCACCAAGGAGAGAGCUGAGCAGAGCGAGGAGGCAGAGGCGGACACCGCUGCCAGUGACACAGAAGACGACGCCAAAGACAGAGCAGUAAAAUGCAGCCCGACACUGCUGAGGAUGCUGAAGGCUGCAGAGAACAGGUGGACUCCUCAGAGUCGUGACAGAGACCAGGCAGAACCAUCUGGAAUGGGGCCGACAGAGACAGAGACAGAGACAGAGAAAGAGGCUGAGGCUUUAAAGACCAACAUGCAAAUUCAGCUUAAUGACCAGCAAGAAGAAUUCAACAAGCUUCCCACCAAAGCUGGAUCCCGGCCUCUGUCUCACUCCGUCUCCCAGUCGUCUGCAGACAGCUUCAGCUCAGUGGGCAGCGUAAGCUCUGAGGAUGAAUCGGCUCCCCAGGACAAGCCGCAGAAGACCUCCGAUGGCCUGUCCGACUUCUGCGUUAAAAACAUCAAGCAGGCUGCUUUUGGACGUAAAGAAAUAGACAUCGCUCAGCAAGGAAUGCCGGCUCUGAUGAUCCUGAGGAAGAGAGCGGGUGGGGAGAAACCUCUGGCCGGGGCCAAAGUGGUGGGAUGUACGCACAUCACUGCACAAACGGCGGUGUUAAUCGAGACUCUCGCAGCGUUGGGGGCUCAGUGUCGAUGGGCCGCCUGCAACAUCUUCUCCACUCAGAAUACUGUGGCUGCUGCUCUGGCUGAAGGAGGAAUCUCCGUGUUUGCCUGGAGAGGAGAAUCAGAGGAUGACUUCUGGUGGUGUAUUGACCGAUGUGUCGGCGCUGACUCUUGGGAGCCAAACUUGAUUCUGGAUGACGGCGGUGAUUUGACCCAUUGGAUCUACAAGAAGUAUCCAAGCUUGUUCAAAAAGCUCAAAGGCAUUGUGGAGGAAAGUGUGACAGGCAUCUAUCGGUUGUACCAGCUGUCAAAGGCUGGCAAACUGUGCAUUCCUGCCAUGAACGUGAACGACUCUGUGACCAAGCAGAAGUUUGACAACCUCUACUCUUGCAAGGAGUCGGUACUGGACGGGUUGAAGCGAACGACUAACAUCAUGUUUGGAGGGAAGCAGGUGGUGGUGUGCGGAUACGGCGAGGUCGGCAAAGGCUGCUGCGCCGCCUUGAAAGGACUGGGCGCCAUCAUUUAUGUGACAGAAGUGGAUCCUAUUUGUGCCCUUCAGGCCUGCAUGGAUGGCCUCAGAGUAAUCACACUGAGCGAAGUUAUCAAACAUGCAGAUAUGGUCAUCACCUGCACAGGCAACAAGAACGUGGUAACUCGGGAGCACUUUGACCGAAUGAGAAGUGGCUGCGUCGUCUGCAACAUGGGACACUCAAACACUGAGAUAGAUUUGGCGUGCCUGCGGACUACAGAGCUGAAGUGGCAGCGCGUCAGGACUCACGUGGACCACAUCGUCUGGCCUGAUGGCAAGCGGGUCAUCCUCCUGGCUGAGGGUCGGCUGCUGAACCUGAGCUGCUCCACUGUGCCGUCAUUUGUCCUCUCCGUCACAGCUUCAACUCAGGCUUUGGCUCUAAUAGAGCUGUACAAUGCACCAGCAGGACGAUACAAACAGGACGUUUACCUGCUGCCUAAGAAGAUGGAUGAAUAUGUGGCCAGUCUACACCUGCCAAUGUUUGAUGCUCAUCUAACAGAGCUGACGGAUGAGCAGGCCCAGUACCUGGGCCUCAGCAAACACGGGCCCUUUAAACCAAAUUAUUACAGAUAUUAAAAUUAAAAGGAGAUUAUGUGGCAUUCAAACCCAUCCAACAACUCUCAUCAUGAAGCACUAGCGCCCCCUGCAGUCAGAUGAUGUCUACUGAUAUUGACGGCUGGCGGCAUUUGUUUUAUUUUUUUUAUUUUUUCUGGUUUUAUAUCACAUCCCUGAUUCCAGAAUGAAUUAAGCACUCAACUCUGAAUUAUUUGAGGAAGAAACCAGGAAUUCAAACUCUCUGAAAAAGACUAUUCUGUCGUUAUCUACUUUUACCCACUAGGGGGCGACAAGGAGCUGUUUGGGGGAAAUGCAAAGAUGGACUCUUAACAGUUUGAUUUCCAUCCAUCCAUUUUCUGACCCGCUUAAUCCCUCAUGGGGUCGCGGGACAGUUUGAUUUCUCACCAAAAAUGAUGUUUAAAGGUGUGUAUAUAUGAUACCGGGACGUUAUGCGUUAAUCUGCUUCAAUUGCUCAUGUUCUGCAAACAUAAACCCCUUCACAUUGUCACACUAUGGGGACAUGCCUUGACAUUAAGUACAAAAAGAAAGAAAAAACUGUAAUUUUGUAACAGUGAGAUGAAUACUUAUUGCUGUGGUUAGGUUUAUCCUGGUAAUGAUAGUGCAUCGUCACAAAAUUAAUGUCAGCCUAUGUAAUCUCCGGUGGGAGAACUAUGGGAACACCAGUGAUGUAUGAGUCUUGUCAAAGUUUAGUUUAUUGAUAAAGCACAUAUAAAAAAACAAAUGUCACUGACCAAAGUAUUGAGCAUAAAGCGGUUAAAAAACCAAGCAAAGCUCAUAAAACAAAAGAGUGCAACAUAUAAAGAGCUGGCAUGAAUGCAAACUCCUGCUUGAAUUUGAAUGGUUCUUUAUAUCCGUGUAAAGAGAUAUAACCCCAAGGUUGUAGAGGACACUGUAGAUGUAUUUCACCCUGAAGAGAUAUUAAAUGACAUGUUUUCACACAUUAUUUAUGUUGAUAAUAAAUUCCCACCUGUGUUUUGUGUCUGAGUAAAGUAAAAAAGUUUAAAUGAUCUA